AUGGAGAAGAACUUCAACAGAAUGGCGUUGAACAAUGGCAGGUCGCCUCUGAGCAGAAUGCUCCAAGGCAGGAAUGGGACUCUCGCGAUCUUCCUGGUCGGCUGCACCAUCUUCUUUGGCUACCAAGCCAUAAUCGGAUGGACCAAAAAACCGACCUUUAAACAUGUCGACAUGAUUCCUCGCAAGAUCUGGCAAUCGUGGAAGGUGGACUCUCUCAGCUUCGAGGGUCGAGAUGCUGAGCGCGCACGAGCGUGGACGACGAAAAAUCCGCUCUGGCGGUAUGAAGUGCUGACAGACGGCAACGCAAUCUCUUACGUGGAGCACCACUUUGGCCCAAAUGGCUUCGAUCGACCAGAUAUCAUUUCCACCUACAAAGCGCUCGAUGGUAAUCGCAUCAUCCAGGCGGAUCUACUGCGCUACAUUAUCAUGUAUGCUGAAGGAGGCGUGUGGGCGGAUAUCGAUGCAGAGGCGAUCUUGUCGAUUGAUUACUUCAUUCCGAGUCGAUUCGCCGAGAAGGAUGUCAACAUAAUCGUGGGUAUCGAGACGGAUGAGCCUCAAUUCAAGGACCAUCCAAUUUUGGGUUCAAAGGCACAAUCUUUCGUUCAGUGGACAUUCCUCUGCAAGCCAGGCCAUCCCGCUAUGAUGCGAUUGAUCAACAAUAUCCUGAACUGGCUGAACAGACUCGCUGUGAAGCAGAACAGAGGCAUCUACGACCUUGUCCUGGACUUUGACGAGGUACUCAGCGGUACUGGACCUUCUGCGUUCACUGAAGCAAUCAUCGCCGAGAUCUCUGCCAUCACAGGAAAGAAGAUCGGCUGGGACACUUUCCACGAUAUGAGUGAAAGUACCUUGGUCGGAGGCAUCCUGGUUCUUCCCUCCGAAGCCUUUGCCGCAGGGACUGGUCACUCCAAGUCUGGUGUGCACUCCAGCAGUAGAGCAUUGGUCAAGCAUCACUUCCAUGCAUCUGACUGGACUUCCAAACACCCGCGACACAAACAUCCCAUCUACGGAGAGGUGGAGCGAUGCAACUGGAAUGUUGAAUGUGUUGAGCUGUGGGAUGCGAACACGGCUUUCUUCGACUCGUUGCCGGAGAAAGAGCAGAUGGAGAUGAUUGGCAUCAAGUAUGCUGAUGUGCACCUGUCGGAGGCUGGUCGCGGCUUGAAUGUUCCACAGAUGCCAUUCAAAGCUUGA
Messenger RNA from Fulvia fulva, 1191 nucleotides. Its product is annotated as Initiation-specific alpha-1,6-mannosyltransferase. NCBI's taxonomy places the organism in Eukaryota, Fungi, Ascomycota, Dothideomycetes, Mycosphaerellales, Mycosphaerellaceae. Gene Ontology annotation, biological process: protein N-linked glycosylation. Gene Ontology annotation, molecular function: alpha-1,6-mannosyltransferase activity. The coding region runs from base 1 to 1191 and encodes 396 amino acids. The transcript has a single exon. The record is from RefSeq and is a predicted model, not a curated record. Gene Ontology annotation, cellular component: mannan polymerase complex.